CCUCCCCCAAAUCCCACCGCCGACGCAGCCAAUGCGGCCACGGAGAACCUAGCCGCGCGUCGCCAUGCCGCCGCCCCACCCCUCCACCCUCUUCCUCCUCCCCCUCCUCCUCCUCGCCGUCCACCUCCCGCCCGCCGCCGCCGCCGCCUCCUCCUACCGCCACAUCUCGUGGGCGAGCAACCUCACGCUCCUGGGCUCCGCCUCGGUCCUCCCGGGCGGGGUCGCCGUCGCGCUCACCACCAACUCCAGCGACGGCAUCGGCGCCGGCCGCGCCCUCUUCUCGGAGCCCGUGCGCUUCCUCCUCCCCCCACCCGACCCGCGCGCCGCCCCGGCGCAGGCCUCCUUCUCCACCCGCUUCACCUUCCGCAUCACCCCGUCGCCCUCCUACGGCGACGGGAUCGCGUUCGUCCUCACCUCCUCGCGCGCCUUCCUCGGGGCCUCCAACGGGUUCCUCGGCCUCUUCCCCUCCGCCUCCGCCUCCGACGACGACGGCGAGCCCCACGACGUGUACACCGUCGCCGUCGAGCUCGACACGCACCGCGACGUGGCGCUGCGCGACCCCGAUGGCAACCACGUCGCGCUCGACGCGGGCUCCAUCUUCUCCGUCGCGUCCGCGAGCCCCGGCGUCGACCUCAAGGCCGGCGUGCCCAUCACCGCCUGGAUCGAGUACCGCGCGCCGCGCCGCCGCCUCCGCGCCUGGCUCUCCUACUCGUCGUCCCGCAAACCCGACAAGGCCGCGCUCUCCGUCGACGUCGACCUCUCCGGGCUCCUCCUCACGCACAUGUACGCCGGCUUCUCGGCGUCCAAUGGCGAAGGGGCCGCGCUGCACGUCGUCGAGAGCUGGACCUUUCGCACCUUCGGCUUCCCCAACACCUCGCACGCCUCGGCUUCCCCAAUUCCUUCGCCACCGCCCAAGGACCAGGCGUCGUCGCUCAAGAGCCCACUGCCGCUUCCAGAAAAUCACCACCACCACCAUAACCUACUCUACACGGUGCUGGGUGGAGCUCUCGGUGGCGUGGUCUUGCUGGUUGUUGUGGUCAUCAGCUCUAUUCUAUGGAUUCGCCAUCCAAAGCGCCGCACAAGUGAAAAACCUGCUGUGCUGUUCGACGACAAGAACUUCCGUGGGAUGCUGUCCAUGGAGGUGGUACGCGCAGCAACAAAGGACUUCGGCAGUGAAAAUGUGAUCGGCAUUGGUGGCUCUGGCGCGAUUGUGUUUCAGGGGGUUCUCCCUUCUGGGUCAAGGGUUGCUGUCAAACGGUUCCAAGCUAUGUGGCCGUGCUCAAAGGCGUUUCUGAGUGAGCUUCGUGCCAUGCUUGAUUGCCCACACCACCCCAAUCUUGUGCCACUCUUGGGAUGGUGCUCCAGUGAGCAUGACCAGGUUCUUGUUUACGAGUUCAUGCCCAAUGGUAAUCUUGACAGUGCACUGCACACAAAGGGUGGAGCAAUACUUCCUUGGGAGGCACGGUUUCGGGCGGUGCUUGGUGUUGCAUCAGCACUUACAUUUCUGCAUGAUGAAUGUGAGCACCGCAUUCUUCAUCGUGAUGUCAAGUCAUCAAAUGUGCUGCUUGAUGCAGACUUCAAUGCUCGGUUAGGAGAUUUUGGUCUUGCUCGCGUGGUGAGCCAUGGCGGGGUGCCUUUGGCAACACAGCCAGCGGGCACACUGGGAUACCUCGCACCAGAGUAUGUGCAUUCAGGUGUGGCAUCAGAGCGGUCGGAUGUUUACAGCUUCGGGGUGCUUGCUUUGGAGGUGGCCACUGGCCGGAGGCCAACAGAGAAGGGAACCGCAGUUGUUGACUGGGUGUGGAGUCUCUGGGGUCGUCGGAGACUGGUUGAUGCAGCAGACCAGCGGCUUCAGGGACGGUUUGUCGCUGAGGAGAUGCGACGGGUGCUGCUUGUGGGCCUCUGCUGUGUGCAUCCGGACUGUAGGAAGCGGCCUGGUAUGCGAAGGGUGGUCAGGAUGCUUGAUGGUAGUGCACCCAUGACACUGGUGCCAGAUAAGAAGCCACCAGUUGUACUGAAGUCACCACUAAAUCAAACAUCGUCAGUGAACACCAUGGAUACUAUGAAUACUGCAUUUUACAGCUGUCGCUAGACAUAUAUACAAGGUACCAUGCUUAAACAAGAGCGUCACACGUGAGCCCAUGUCGCCAUUGCUACACCAUGUGAUGAGAGAUCAAGACGAUCCAUUGCUGUCGCCUCAAAGCUUCAAAGGUGGGGCGUGACCUGUACAAGGUGAACCCAACAGUCCCUGGUGCUGCCGGACAUUCUCUCCGUUUGGACUUAAGGAAGGCGACUCCCGCAGCGGCGGCCGCGGCGCCGUGUCUUUGGACCGCUGCCUGGUGGCCUGGAAUGGCGGCGGUGCAAUGGAUCAAGCCCGCCAUGGCAAAUGCGAGCUUUAAAUAUGUACG
Molecule: messenger RNA, 2408 nt
Organism: Triticum dicoccoides
Lineage: Eukaryota; Viridiplantae; Streptophyta; Magnoliopsida; Poales; Poaceae
Product: L-type lectin-domain containing receptor kinase S.7-like
Exons: 2
Coding region: 65-2092 (675 amino acids)
Biological process (GO): protein phosphorylation
Molecular function (GO): protein kinase activity; carbohydrate binding; ATP binding
Source: RefSeq, a predicted model, not a curated record